AUGGCAACAACAACGAACGCCAACCAUGGAGAUCUGAACAACACCGAAGUAUUACGAAAGACUGUGGCUCUUUCACCAGAUCCAGCCUACGCAAGGACGACACUUGCGAUUCCAGAGGACAAAGACGACCAGAGCAUACGAGAUCAAUAUCGAUCGUACUUGUUGCCACACGAUGUUGCUGCGAACGAUUGGGUGUCAAAACUUGAGCUCAGCACGGCGUUGAAGAUGGCUGAAGCAGACAUGGAGAGAACGGGCGGUGAUCGAUUGAAAGUCAUGGUUCUUUAUGGGAGUAUGCGAAGUCGCUCAUACUCACGACUGCUCGCCUACGAAUGCGCACGAAUACUGUUCAGACUUGGAUGUGAUGUGCGAGUGUACAAUCCCGAAGGAUUGCCAAUGAAGGAUGAUGUACAGCACAACCACGAGAAAGUGCAGGAGCUUCGCGAGUUGAGCAAGUGGAGUGAUGGGCAUAUCUGGAUCUCGCCUGAACAGCAUGGCAAUCUCACAGCAGUCUUCAAGAACCAAAUCGACUGGAUACCUCUCAGCACCGGCUCCGUUCGCCCAACUCAAGGCCGCACACUCGCCAUCGCUCAAGUCUCAGGCGGGUCACAAUCCUUCAACACCGUCAACUCCCUCCGUAUCCUCGGCCGCUGGAUGCGCAUGUUCGCCAUUCCCAACCAGUCCUCCGUGCCCAAAGCAUACACACAGUUCACUGAUGCCGUCGAUCCCGCGGACAAGGAAGCGUUCGUCAAAGCAGAAGGUGGCAGUCGACUCAUGGCUUCAGGCAAUCGCGAACGGCUCGUGGACUGCAUGGAGGAGUUUGUGAAGUACACUAUCAUCAUGCGGCAGCAUUUUGAUUUGUUCAAUGAUCGGCAUAGUGAACGAAUGGAGAAGCAGGCGAAGGCGGAGAAGCAGAAGGCUGAUGAAGCUAAGGCGUUGUGCCAUUCUCAUGCUUCUGACGCUGCACAUGCAUGA
Zymoseptoria tritici IPO323 is the source of this 972-nucleotide messenger RNA. RefSeq lists its product as uncharacterized. Gene Ontology annotation, molecular function: oxidoreductase activity. The record is from RefSeq and is a predicted model, not a curated record. The transcript is spliced from 4 exons. The coding region runs from base 1 to 972 and encodes 323 amino acids. Lineage: Eukaryota; Fungi; Ascomycota; Dothideomycetes; Mycosphaerellales; Mycosphaerellaceae.